AUGUCUUUUAAGGAGAACGUAUACCUGGAUGACCAGAGUGUUGUAAUCAAUAGAGACGGAAACACAGAGGGUCAUCAGAAUGAUACUUUGAAAUCGACAGACAUCCAAUACCCAUUGACAAAGAUCAAUUCCAACACAUAUCAACCCAAUCGCAUCGAAUCUACCAUCAACGCAAGACAAGCACCUGCUCCAGAGCAACCUGUUUUCAAAGCAGAACCAAUCAACAAACCGGUUAGUGUUUCCAGUGCUGAUGAAUUUUACGAAGCUUCACCAAUCCUUGAAGAGGAGGAGAUGUAUUUCCCUACCCUCCUCGAUGAAACUAAUUAUCCGGUGGUUCACGUCCCAGUUCAACCCCAUAUGUCAAAACCAUUGAACAAGUUUGCCGACCUCAAUUUAAAGAAUAUCCCCAUAGCGCAAACGCCGAAAUCAUUUCCAUUAGAUUCACAAGGGGCCAAGGACCAAGACGAAAUUGCUUUGUAUGAUAUUAUGGAGUACGAGUUUGAAAUGGUUGAUGAAUCACCGGCAUGGUGUCCUUGA
This is a messenger RNA of Lodderomyces margitis, 537 nucleotides long. RefSeq lists its product as uncharacterized. The transcript is spliced from 2 exons. Bases 1 to 537 code for a protein of 178 amino acids. The record is from RefSeq and is a predicted model, not a curated record. NCBI's taxonomy places the organism in Eukaryota, Fungi, Ascomycota, Pichiomycetes, Serinales, Debaryomycetaceae.